GGUGUCAUGUUUCAUUUCCCGGGUGGGAUUAGUUCACUUCGGUCCUGUUUUGGUUCUGUGUUGAAGCCCUAACGUGGCGCUGCCUGUUACUUCUUCAAACUCUGAAAUUUCACCGAAUCAAGUUCUGCUGUUGCUGUUGCUGUUGCUGUUGCGGAGGAUAUAUAAUUCGGCUUUUCUUACCCUCGGGACCAUCUGCCAGGUGCCCAGCCUUGACAAGCCUCCGUCCGUACCAUUACCAUACCAUUAUUGUCAACAUGAAGACAGAGAGGGAGGACAUCAUUUUUCAGGCUCUCCUCUUAAUCCACAUCCCUGUGGCCUGCCUCUUCACUGCAGUGUCAGGUCAGUCUGACAGCAGCAGCAGUGUGGUGGUUGCAGGCUAUAAUGUGAGCGCCCCCGCUGGGUCAAGGGUGGUGCUGCAGUGUGUGAGCGGCCGUAUGGUGUGGACCAGGGACACGGUGAGGGACAGGCAGAGGGUGGUCCACUGGGAUAUGUACCGGGCCCGUCCAGACUACGCCAUGGAGAGGGUGCUGGACAUGUUCUCUGCAGGGGACCAGAGGAUCUACAACUCCUACAACCUGGGCAGGGUCGGCCUCAGCCCAACAGCCUUCAGGGAUGGAAACUUCUCCCUGGUCAUCAAAGACGUGACGAUGAAUGACAGAGGUCUGUACUCUUGUAACCUCCACCAUCUCUACUGCCACCUGUACGAGACAGUCAGAGUGCAGCUCAAUGUCACAAAAUCGCGUCGUAAAGAGCAGCGCUUCUGGGAUGGACAAAAGGCAGUGUACGUGGUGUUGCUUGGUAGUACUGUGGUGUUGCCGUGCAUCAACCGACGUAGCGUGUGGACAGACUGGAGCAACGAGGAGGAGGACCAGCAGGUGGUCCACUGGGACCGUCAGUCCCCAGGAGUCCACCACGACCGCGCUGACCGGCUGGUGGACCUGUACGCCUCUGGGGAGCAGCGUAGCUACGGACCGCUGUUCCUACAGAGGAAGAUGAACAUCAGCAAUCAAGCCUUCUCAGAGGGAGACUUUUCACUUUCCAUAUCUGAUCUGCAGCCCACAGACAAGGGAAUGUAUUCCUGCCACCUCCACCACCAUUACUGUGGUCUGCACGAGAGAAGAGAGUUUCAGGUCACAGUGGUAGCACCAGUGAUUCAGACCAUCCUGCCAGCCAAAGCACUGCCCAGUGAAGACAAAGACACCCCUAAGGUUGAGUCACCGCGAGUCAUCAAUGUCAUUCUGCCGGACCAGAGACACCACUUUCUCCUCCCGCUGGGCUAUGUCCUCACCUCCUUCCUGCUCCUGGCUUUCGUUAUCCUCAUCAUCAUCCUCAUCACACGCAGACGUAGACCCAAAGAGUUUUAUCCGCAGACAUCCAUGAGGUCCAGCAGAAGUCACAGCAGCUCAGAAGAGUUUGAGAUGGACGUUACUGAAGUGAAUGUGUGCAGUUGGGAGGAGAGAUUUGACUACAAGAACAACCUGCUAAGAGAGAAGGUCCACAUGAACACUCAGCCUAAAGUCAUUGAUCUUGACAAAGAAAUGCAGAAAUUUUCUAAGUGAGGAAAAGACAAACUGGAGUCACUGGCUGGUCCAGAGGCUGCGCUCCAAACUAAACACCUCCACACUGCCUUCUGUCCAGGCAGGAGAGACAGCAAUGUAUAAAAUGUUGUGAAAUGCAGAAAACCAUUUAAAAAAAAAAAAAAAACAAACCGCUCACAUUGAGGCCUUGUGUUUUUAAAUUGUCAGUAUUAGAGACAAAGGAAAACAGUUUUCUUUAUUUGUACUUGAUCAAACUAAAAAGACUGGACUUGGACCACUGUGUACGGCACAAUAGCGUCACCGAGAGGGGAGUCUAAUCCCAGCCUUGACUGUUAAAUGAAGGCGCAAUGAGGUCAUACAUUGAAUGAAGUUGUGACUGAGUAAAUUUGAAUGAUCAGUUAGUACAGCUUUGAUCAGUAUUCCUCAAGUUUAAAAAAAAUAUAUUUUCACUUUGUUCUUCUCUGUUUUACACACCACUGAAGCGCUACUAUCAGUGUGUACUGCUUCCUGUAGGCUAUAUGAUUGUAUGCUAACUGACCAAUGAAGCAGUGUAUGCAAAAAAAAUAUUUUGAUGCUCAGACUGUAUUUUAUUUGGAAUGUUACUUUUUUAUAUGUAUUAAAAUUCAAUGUUUGAGGCAGA
Molecule: messenger RNA, 2178 nt
Organism: Perca flavescens (yellow perch)
Lineage: Eukaryota; Metazoa; Chordata; Actinopteri; Perciformes; Percidae
Product: matrix remodeling-associated protein 8
Exons: 12
Coding region: 255-1559 (434 amino acids)
Biological process (GO): cell adhesion; cell differentiation
Cellular component (GO): membrane; cell surface
Source: RefSeq, a predicted model, not a curated record